This is a messenger RNA of Zea mays, 2536 nucleotides long. RefSeq lists its product as uncharacterized. Gene Ontology annotation, biological process: regulation of DNA-templated transcription. Gene Ontology annotation, molecular function: DNA-binding transcription factor activity; protein dimerization activity. The record is from RefSeq and is marked validated. Bases 151 to 2223 code for a protein of 690 amino acids. NCBI's taxonomy places the organism in Eukaryota, Viridiplantae, Streptophyta, Magnoliopsida, Poales, Poaceae. The transcript has 8 exons.
CCGUCACAGCUAGCGCUUGCCCAGGUCCCCCACCUUAUCAACAACAACUGUGCCCCUCCUGCCCCCGCUCGCCGCGAGAGCUCCCGUCCCGACGACCUUCCCUCCUGUAGCACUCUACAGUCUACACCAAGCAGCAGCGUCUCCUGUUGCAUGUUGCACUGCACCUAUCUACGACGUCCGUUCCCAGUGCUUUGCUCACCGACACCGUAUCUUAUGAGCAAGGAGCCCUGCUGCUCCCAUCACCUUCAUCAAGCCAAGCGUGUGUCCUCUGUCCUCUCCCAGCUGCGAGCUCCGACCCCCGGCACCAUGUCCGACAGCAGCGACUUCGCCGAGCUGCUAUGGGAGAACGGCCAGGCGGUGGUGCACGCGCGGACGAGGAAACACCCGCCCCAGCAGGCCGCCUUCCCGCCCUUCACCUUCACCUGCAGCAGCAGAGCUCAACAAAGGCAGCCGGUGCCGCCGCUGCUCAAGACGGGAGGAGGUCUCUUUGCCGACUUCUCCUCGGCCACCGCCGGCCUAGACGCCCCCCGUGACAACGCCGACCUCGACGACACCGUGCCGUGGAUCCACUACCCCAUCCCCAUCGUCGACGAAGCCAGUCCCGCCGCGCCUGCCCUGGCAGAUAGCUUCAUCCCAGAUUUCUUCUCGGAGCUGCAUGCGGCGGCGGCGACGACGAGCCUCGGCCCUCUGCCACCACCACCACCACCACCACCAGCAGUCCAGCACACCGGCGACGACAACGACAACCGGAGCACCCCGGUUCCCAAUCCCACCACCGGCAGAGGACCAGAGCCCUCAAAGGAAACCCACCGCGCACCAGUACCAGGUCCAGCCGGCAGGCCUGAGCCACAACCACAAGCUGAGCUCGCGCCCGCCAGGAAGCCUCGGCAGGAGAGCGGCGGCGGGGAGGCUUUGAUGAACUUCUCCAUCUUCUCUAGGCCGGCAGCCAUGGCGCGUGCCAGCCUGCGGCAGAGGCCGCCACAGACAGGCACCGACAAGGCGUCCAAUGCCACCACGAGCACCCGCGUGGAGUCGACGGUGCUACAGUCGGCCAGUGCCAGUGGGCCGAGAACUGCAGCUGCCCCCGCCGUGUUCGUGGACCAGAGGACGGCGUGGCCGUCGCAGCAGCCCAAGGAGGUGCGGUUUCCAUGCGCAGCAGCAGCGCCACCGCCGACGCCGACGGCUGGUAACCUGCAGCAAGAAAGACCUAGCAACAACAACAUGACUCCUCCGCAGAAAGAAGUAGAGACCAGGAAGGCGUCAGAGGCUGCGGGCGCCACCGCCACCUCAUCGGUCUGCUCCGGCAAUGGUGCUGGGACAGGAAAGGACGACGAGUCCUGGCGCCAACAGAAGAGGAAGACCCUGCAGGCCGAGUGUUCCGCGAGUCAAGAUGAUGAUCCUGACGAUGAGUCCGGUGGGAUGAGAAGAUCGUGCAGCAGAGGUGCGAAGCGCAGCCGCACCGCGGAGGUGCACAACCUGUCCGAAAGGAGGAGAAGGGACAGGAUCAAUGAAAAAAUGCGUGCCCUGCAAGAGCUCAUCCCCAACUGCAACAAGAUUGACAAGGCCUCCAUGCUGGACGAAGCGAUCGAGUACCUCAAAACCCUCCAGCUUCAAGUGCAGAUGAUGUCCAUGGGAAGUGGGCUGUGCAUUCCUCCCAUGCUGCUGCCACCAGCCAUGCAGCACCUGCAGAUUCCUCCGGCUGCUGCUCACUUCCCUCAUCUCGGCAUGGGAUUGGGUUACGGGAUGGGUGUCCUCGAUAUGAACAGCGCGGCGGCGGCGGCGGCGGCGGUUCCAUUUCCGCACAUGCCCGGUGCUCACUUCCCUUGCCCGAUGAUCCCAGGCGCGCCACUACCACGGGGUCUCGGAAUCGGAAUGCCUGCCAGAAACACGAUGCCGGUGUUCGGAGUCCCUCCUGGGCAACCAAUCCAGCCACCAUUCCCAUCUUUGGCGGGCCUUCCUGUCAGGCCAAACCUGGCACCUCCUCACGCCUCCUCAGCCGCCAUGGCUAACAUGGUGCAGGAGCAACAGCAGCAGCAGCAGCAUCAGAGCCUGAAUAAUGGAGCAUCAACAGCAGCAGCAACAGCAUCAGAUCCUCAGACUAUCGUGCAGGCUGAGAGACAGCAUUUUAGUGUGCCCUCUUCAGCACAAACCGAGAGCGAUCAGUUUUUGGAUGGUGGUGGCAACAGGGCUAUUUGUACAGGAAGAAAUGAGGCUGAAACAUGAAAAACACUCAGCAGGUCUCGACUAACAGGCUGCAGAUGUGAAUAUCAGCGCCAACUCAUCCUGGAAAAGAGCCUAACGAGUUUCAAGAUCCACGAAGCAGAUCCGUCAGUUGAAAAGAGUCCAAUCAAUCAAGACAGGGCCAUGACAGGACGUCUAGCUUUAGCGAGCUAAGAUGCUCCUAAGUUUUGUGUCAAAUGUAGAUGGUAGAUGGAACCUGGUUACAAGAAACAUUUCUUGGCAGCCGGUGCUUUUUUUCUUUUUUUUUGGGAUUCACUGAAGUUUUCUUGGAUCAGUAUGUCUUAUUUCCUCAGGC